GUUUAUGGUUUCCUUCAUUCGGGCAUUUUUCAUUCGACUGUUUGUUUGAUUAUUUUACUUCGAUAUUUCGUGGUCUUCUACAUACAGUAGUAUGUAAUUUUUACUGUUUUCAGUGUUUUGAUAGUGUGGUGUUGAGGAUCACCCUCGAUUCGGAAGUGAAAACAUCAUGGAUACGCCGUCAAUGGAAACUAUAUACCAGGCCAUAAGUGCUCUCUACGAUAACUCCAAUGCUAAUGAUAAGGAAAUUAAAGAAAAGGCUUCCAAAUGGCUAGGAGAAGUGCAAAAAUCGAUUCAUUCAUGGAAAAUAGCUGAUGAGCUGUUACAACAGAAGAAGGAUAUCCACUCGUGUUAUUUUGCUGCUCAGACAAUGAGGUCAAAAGUGCAGCAUAACCUAUCAGAGCUUCCUGAAGAGGCCCGUGCUUCUCUCAGGGACUCCCUUAUAGCCCAUUUAAGAGGAGACAUGUCAGAAACUAGUCAAGCCAUCCUCACGCAACUGUGCCUGGCCCUAGCUGACCUAGCAUUACAAAUGCCUACAUGGAAGAACUGUACUAGUGACCUAAUAAAAUCAUUUUCAGACAGAAGUAACCCAGCGUUAUUAGAAAUUUUAACGGUACUACCGCAAGAAAUAGACUCUUCCAGUUUGAAAUUAGGAGAAAACCGACGUGAAGAUAUAAGACAGGAAUUACGGACAAAUACUGAUCUAGUUACUAUGUUUUUGAAAGAAAGCAUUACGAGUACACAGAACACACAGCUAGCACUCAAAAUUAUAAAAUGCAUGACAUCAUGGAUACAUGUUAGGGCAGUGAACAUUCAAGAAAUUCCUCAGAAUGCCGUAAUAGCAUACUGUUUGCAAGUUCUAAGAGAUUACAAUUGUAUAAACACGCUACACGAUGCAGCAUCAGACUGCCUGUGUUCAUUGCUGCACACUCUAGAAGAAAAUAACAAUAAUGAAGAGAUAGAAAGACUAUUAUUUGAUAGCAUAGCAGCUUUAGAAGAGUGCUAUCACUUGGCUGUGGCUCAUGAAGAAGAGGACAAAGCUUCAAACUUUGCUAGGAUCUUCACAGAAUUGGCAGAGACAUUCUUGGAAAAGAUCAUUUCUGCCACAUCAACAGGGCAGACCCACUUUGCAAUGAGAUCACUAGAGUUGGCCCUAGUAUGUGUUGGACAUCAUGAUUAUGAGGUAGCUGAGAUUACAUUUAAUCUAUGGUACCGUUUGUCUGAAGAUGUCUACCGCAGGGACUAUCAACCUCUAACAGACGCAUUUAAACCGCAUAUAGAGCGCCUCAUUGAGGCUCUGGCGAGGCAUUGUCAGUGCGAGCCUGACCGCACACAGCUUCUGGAUGAAGGGGAUGAUUUCUAUGAGUUCAGAGUGAAGGUGAUGGAACUGAUCAAAGAUGUGGUGUUUAUAGUGGGCUCGAGCUCUGUGUUCCGGCAGAUGUUUGCCACAUUGCAGGCUGACCUGUCCUGGGAGCGCACUGAGGCUGCACUCUUUGUCAUGCAAGCUGUUGCCAAAAAUAUAUUGCCGGACGAAUAUGAAUAUGUGCCAAAAGUGGUGGAAGCAAUACUGUCCAUGCCUGAAGGUGCUCACCCGGCAGUUCGGAAAACGUGCAUUCUGCUCUUGGGAGAGCUGUGCGACUGGAUCGAGCGGCAUCCUACGUGCCUGGAGCCUUGUCUGCAGACCUUAGUGACGGCUUUGCAGGAGCCCAAAUUGGCUCCAGCAGCUGCUACUGCGUUACAAAACAUCUGUAAGGCCUGCAGCAAGGAGGCGGCCUCCCACGCCGUGACGUUGCUCCGCGCGACACGACACCUGGACAGCCUGGCGCUGCCGCCCGGCGCCGGCGCCUCGCUGGUGCGCGCGAUGGCCAGCGCCCUCGCCUCGCUGCCGCAGGACCAGCUGACGGUGGCGAUGCGAGAAGCCGCCUCCAUCCAACUCGGCACGCUGAAGGAGAUCGUGUCCGGCAGCGGCGGCGACACUGACCCCUGCCCCACGCUGGACCUGCUGGCGGCGCUGUUCCGCGAGCUGUCGCCGCGCAAGGCCGAGGCCUGCGUGCCCGCGCUCGGCGACGCCUGGCCAGUGCUGCACGACGUCCUGAUCAAGUACCAGGCGGACGGGCGCGUGAUGGAGCGCGGCUGCCGCGCGCUGCGGUUCGCGCUGCGCUGCUGCGCGCGCCGCGCCGCGCCGCUGCUGCCGCACCUGGCGCGCGCCAUGGCCGACAUCUACGCGCGCCACCAGCACUCGUGCCUGCUCUACCUCGCCAGCAUCCUGGUGGACGAGCUGGCGCACGAGCCCGCCUGCGUGCCCGACCUCAUCGACCUGCUCAAGGCGCUCAUGCCGCGCGCCUUCGACCUGCUGCAGCGCGAGAACGGCCUCAAGGACAACCCGGACACCGUCGACGAUCUCUUCAGGCUGUGCAUCAGGUUCCUGCAACGCAUCCCCCUAGAGUUUCUCUCAUCGGGUGCGAUGCCGGCCGUGGUGCAGUGCGGCACGCUGGCCACGGCGCUGGACCACCGCGAGGCCAACUGCUCGGUCAUGAAGUUCCUGCUCGACCUGGUCUCGCGGGCCACCACUACCCGAGAACAGAACAAGGAGAUCAAAGUGCUAGCGGACGCCAUCCUGGUCGAGUACGGCGGGUCGCUGGCGUACGCGCUGCUGGAGUCGAGCGUGCUGCACCUGCACGCGUACAUGCUGGGCGAGGGCAGAGAAAUGCAAGGAAAUGACGCGAUUACUGCGAGACUUCGCGAGGUUGUACCGGUAACUGCCAGAAAACUCUCAGCUCACCGCAACGGUGAACCUAGAACAACAUUAAUUGUAUUGAAUAGAAUGGAUGAAAAUUUAAAAGUUACAUUACAUUAUUUCGGAAAACUGACAACUACGAAUGUGGUUUAUAAUUAUGAAAGUCAUAUAGACAAAUUAUUUUACUUUGAGUCUGGUGGAGUAGAUACAACACUGAUCCAAAGAUUGGAAUGAAAACAUAAUAAUAAAAUAACUAAUUUCAAUUACUUCAGAGUUUGCAAUGACGACGCGACGGAUUGAUAUACAAAAUGGAAACUAUGAACUUAUUGAACAGGUUCACUAAAUAAUUACAGUACCUAUGUACUUUAACCAGACUGUUUGGAACAUUGUAACUAUAGUAUUUGGGCCUAGAACUACUUCAGGCUUUCCCUAUUCAAUAAAUAAAUAUUAUGAACAAGCAAUAAUGACGAAAGAUGCUUUAUUCACUGUCAAACUCAUGGUUAUUUUGACACAAUAAACUGGAAAAUAAAAAUUAUUCCACUGUAGUAAUUUCACUACUUCUCUGAAUUAUUGACGACUGUGAAAGAUUGAUUUGAGUUUUAUGUGUUUCGAAUGAAACCAAUGAAUCAACUCGGUGCGAGUUAGGUAAGUAUGCAGUUUUAUUUCUAAGUAAAUAUAUUUUGUUAUAUACUCUCUUUUAUUUCAAAUGUGAUUUCAUUGUAAAUAUUUAUUAAAAAUGUUUACUUUA
Messenger RNA from Cydia amplana, 3482 nucleotides. RefSeq names its product transportin-3 (gene Tnpo-SR). The transcript has 11 exons. Gene Ontology annotation, cellular component: cytoplasm. Gene Ontology annotation, molecular function: small GTPase binding. Lineage: Eukaryota; Metazoa; Arthropoda; Insecta; Lepidoptera; Tortricidae. Bases 167 to 2968 code for a protein of 933 amino acids. The record is from RefSeq and is a predicted model, not a curated record. Gene Ontology annotation, biological process: protein import into nucleus.